UGUGUGUGCGAAUUCAGUUUCGUAUUCUUGCUUGUGACGAAAGGAUGUACGCCGGUUUGUAGUUGAAAUUCAUCGCUACAUACAUACAUACAUAGAUACAUCUGCUGUUUUCAUAUAUAAUAUAAAAACACAAUCAGUCAGAGAGCGUAAGAGAGAGCGAACAAGAGAACAGUGAGCAGAACAAACGCAGCUCAAGUCAGAGAAUUCUACAUCAUGCCCAAGGGUAGAGGCGGAGGAGGAGGAGGAGUGGGAGUUAGCCAACCACAGUAUCAAGAGCAAGAUUAUGAGGAGUUGCGUGAAUUGCUCAACUCCUGGAAUGUUGGUGAGCUCUUGCCACAUUUUCAAGAUGAGGCCAUCAAUGUCGAGGAGCUGCAAAUGCUCAAGCGUCAUCAUUUGAACGAACUGAUGGGACAUUUUCGAUAUGGCACACGCAUACGUUUCGAACAUCAUCUGGAGCGUUGGCGGCAUUGGAUGAAUGUUCCCCUUAUGGGUUCGCCAUCCGAAGCUGCCGGCCAUUGCAGUGGUUGUCGCUGCAGCACAGCAACAGUUUCCUCAGCGGCAGCAGCGGUGGCAGCUGCAUCCAACGCUGGAACGAUAGGUGUUUGCCAGCCCCAGAUCACAAGUGUACGUUCCGUGGAGAAUCCCAUGGUUGUGGCCACCAAGCCGGAGGAGAGUCUUAAUUCCCGAAAUGUUGAGCCAUUGGUCUCUCUAAACGAGACUUGCGAUUCGAAUUCCUUCAACAUGACACCACUGACCGAUCACACAGAACUUGUCCAUACGACCUUAGGCGGCGGUUCGGGCACAUUGAAGCAGGAACGCGAGGGCAGCGAACCAGAUGCCAGCGAGGAGGGAGCUGUCACUGUUUUGGGUAUUCUCCAGGUCUCGGGCAUCAAGGCUCAAAGCCUACUCGAACGUCUGGGCCAGAAUGAACAAUUGGAUGCGGUGCAGCGGCUGCUAUUAAUCCAAUUGAUAUGCAGUUACUAUGAGGACAACCAAUUGCAUUUGACCCUGCAGCGCAGUCAUUUGCUAGAACGCGAAAUCCUGGAGCUCUUCCCCAAGGAGCAAUUGCAUUUCUAUCGCACCGAACGUCGUGGCAAGAUCUAUGUACGAUUCACGAAUAUGAAACGGAAUAAGCGUUUUAGCACUCAACGCGCUGCCGCCGGUGGUGCUGGUGGUGGCAGCGUGGACAAGCGGCGCAAAGAGGAUCCAUCGUUGAAGGCCUCAACGUUGAACAAUUCGUAUGUGACGAAGGGUGUAUCAUUUGCCGGUGAUGCAAUGUCCAGUCCGGAGAGAUCAGAUUGAUUAGUAUUAGUAAUAUAGAUUCUUAACGCAAGCCAUUAUCUCGAUUUAAGUUAUGACUAUAUAUACAUAUAUAUAUAUAUGAUAAUGUAAUGUGACUGAUAAGUGGAUAGGUAAAUAAAAAUAUAAUGGAUAAAUGGUCGUCAAA
Drosophila willistoni is the source of this 1447-nucleotide messenger RNA. RefSeq lists its product as uncharacterized. Bases 214 to 1302 code for a protein of 362 amino acids. The transcript is spliced from 2 exons. Lineage: Eukaryota; Metazoa; Arthropoda; Insecta; Diptera; Drosophilidae. The record is from RefSeq and is a predicted model, not a curated record.